This is a messenger RNA of Phyllopteryx taeniolatus (common seadragon), 4120 nucleotides long. Its product is annotated as protocadherin alpha-8-like. Gene Ontology annotation, molecular function: calcium ion binding. Gene Ontology annotation, biological process: homophilic cell-cell adhesion. Gene Ontology annotation, cellular component: plasma membrane. The coding region runs from base 1122 to 3563 and encodes 813 amino acids. The record is from RefSeq and is a predicted model, not a curated record. The transcript has a single exon. Lineage: Eukaryota; Metazoa; Chordata; Actinopteri; Syngnathiformes; Syngnathidae.
UUGCUCACUCGAAAAGUGGGCGGCUUCAAACAAAAGGUGCUCCGUCCUGAAUUGGUUAACACAUCUCGAUCUAAAUAGCAGGACAUGAAAGCUGGAAUUGUGAACUGUCGCCUCAUUUUCAUCUUUUGAUCUGAUACCCAAAUGUCUUCAGUAUGCAACAAAAAAAAAGGAAUUGUCCUUGCCGUUCCAAUACUUUUGGAGGGGACUGUAAUUUCAUUCAGGUGUCUUGUGCAAGUUUACUGUCUUGAACAGUAGUCACGCUAUAACUCCACAUUCACUGGGAGAAAAUAUUCAUGCCAUAACUGACUUUUGGUGUUCAUUGUGAGGAGGGUACGAACAAUCUCAGAAACGUUGAACGAUGCAAUGCGAAAGAUUGAGCCGGUUUUCUGCAGCACUGACGACGUCAUCGUGAGGGUUUGAAAUGUGGAGUCACUCUUUGAUGACGCAAGGACAAAGAUUGAAUUGCAACUUUCAAUCCAUUUAUGUCAUGUGACGAUGACAGUACAUGGAAGAAUAUAUUGACCUGCGGCGGAGCAUGACAAGUAGUCGCACUUUGAGAUGCGCUGUCCAUGGUUCUCAAACAUUUUUAAUGGGUGGCUCGAAAUUAUUAUUAUUAUUUUUUUUUUGUGUCAGAAUUAAAUAUUCAUAUAUUUAUCUACAGGUUUAGAAAUAUGUCCAUUAGAAUUGCUGAAAAAGUUCGAUCUCUUGUUCUCAUUGUUGUAAUUGGACCUACUAUAGUCUUCUACAUGAAGGGAAGAUUUUUUGGGGGGAAAACGACGGCAACUUUUUGCUGUUGCUGUCUUGUUAUUUAUUAUUAUUACUGUUGUUAUCGAGUUUCGUGGAUUGAAUUGACACUGUCCGUCACUGCAAAUAGUGUGAGAUGUUGGUUGUAGUUGACCCGAACGUCCACUAGAGGACAGAGUGGACCGUGGCAUUGGAGCAGCCUCGUCCGCGGCGCGGGGCUCCUCCCAAAUGUGCGUGAUGUUUGUCGUCAGUGGAACAAAGAAGCUCAGACGGUGAAAGAGACCGAUGCGACGGGGAUCGCUCCACGGACUUGGUUUGGCUUUUUCCUUCAUCUUCGGUGGGAAAUCUUUUGGCAGCAUUUCUAGCUCGUGUCUGGAAUGACGCGUGCGGCGGGCAGAUGGAGCUCUGUGCGGAUGUAUUUGCUCUUCGUGCUGCUGGAGUGUUACUGGGAAGCCGUGUGCGGCCAGCUCUCUUACUCCGUGGCGGAGGAGGUGAAUGCGGGGACCGUCGUGGGAAACAUCGCCAAGGAUUUGAGCCUCAGCGUGCGGGAUUUGGAGUCCCGCAUGUUGCAGAUCGUUGCGGGAACCCAGAGGAAAUAUUUCGAGGUCGACCUCAAGGCUGGUGUCCUCUUCGUGAAUGAGAGAAUCGACCGAGAGGAACUGUGCGCGGAUGAAGCCAAAUGUUCAAUCAGUGCAGAGGCCGUAAUCAAUAAUCCCUUAAAAUUAUACCGAAUUGAAAUUACAAUAAUAGAUGUAAAUGACAAUUUUCCAGUAUUUACCAGUCAUGCCCAGGUGCUGAACAUUAGUGAGACGACAUUAAUGGGGUAUAAAUUUCCUCUGCACCCUGCUCAUGAUGCUGACGUUGGUAAAAAUUCCGUCAAUUCAUACAAGCUCAGCCAUAAUGAACAUUUCGCACUUGAGGCGCAGAAAGGCGAAAGUGUGACGCCAGAAUUAGUGCUGCAGAAGCUUUUGGACCGAGAAAAACAGGCCGUGAUCACACUCACGUUGACGGCUAUUGAUGGAGGAACGCCGGCAAAAUCGGGCACGAUGACCAUUGUUGUCAACGUGUUAGAUAUUAAUGAUAAUGCUCCUGUAUUCCGUCAAAAUCUGUACAAAGCUAGUGUGUAUGAGAAUAUUGAGAUUGGCACAUCAAUAAUAACGUUAAACGCGACUGAUUUAGAUGCAGGACACAACGGACAAGUGUUCUAUUCUUUCAAUGCAGCUGGACGAGAGAAACAAACAAAUAUAUUCUCGAUUGAUGAAAAAAGUGGAACAGUCACAAAUCAGAAAAAUAUUGACUUUGAACAAACAAAUGCAUUUGAACUCCGAAUACAAGCCAGCGAUGGCGGCUCAUCUCCGUUAACCUCUCACGCCAAAUUGCUGAUCGAGGUUUUCGAUGUCAAUGACAAUGCCCCUGAAAUUUCAGUGACAUCUUUGAUGAGCACAGUGAAAGAAGACGCGACAAUCGGCACCGCCAUUGCAAUUGUGUCUGUGCUGGACAAAGAUGGCGGAAAAAACGGUUUGGUGCACUGUCGAAUGAAGAAUAAUGCGCCUUUUAAACUGGAGUCCAAUUAUAAGAACUCCUUUUCCUUGGUUGUCGGCGGUCCUCUCGACAGAGAGAGCGUAUCUGCGUACAACGUCAGCAUCAUCGCAAGCGACGAAGGCGCUCCACCUCUGUCCGGCACCAGCGUUAUUCGCGUGCACGUCUCAGACGUCAACGACAACAAGCCUCGCUUCUCGGAGCCCCUCGUUAAUGUUUACAUCAAAGAAAAUAGUCCGCCGGGAGCGCUGAUACAUAAAGUGACUGCGGUCGAUGACGACGUCGAUCAAAACGGGCGCCUGACUUACUCGUUGCUGCAAAGUAGCACCGACUCGAUUCCGAUAACGACGAUGCUAAACAUCGACUCGGAGAGCGGCGACAUCGUCACUUUGCAGUCGUUCGACUACGAGACGUUGAAGACGUUGGAGUUCAAAGUUCAGGCCGCAGACCGCGGCGUUCCCCCGCUGAGCGGCGAGGCAAGCGUCAACGUUUUCAUCCUGGACGAGAACGACAACAGUCCCGGCAUCCUGCCGCCCUAUUCCGAGCACGGCUCGGCGAACGGCGAGAGCGUCCCCUAUUCCGCCGAAGCGGGCUACUUUGUGGCCAAGAUCAGGGCCGUGGACGCGGACUCGGGAUACAACGCGCUGCUCUCCUAUCACCUGUCCGAGCCCAAAGGCGGCGGCGGCGGCGGCGGCGACGAGCUCUUCCGGAUCGGAAGCGGCACCGGGGAGAUUCGGACCAAGAGGAGAAUGAGUGAUGAUGACCUGAAAAGUCACCCCUUGGUGGUGUUGGUGUGCGAUCACGGAGAAGCCUCCCUGUCGGCUACUGUGUCUAUUGAUGUGCUGGUGCUGGAAAGCACAGCCGACAUCCGCACUCAGUUCAGACACGUGCCCAGAAAGGAGGAGAGCUUCUCCCGUUUCCACUUGUAUCUGCUCAUCGCCAUUGCGGCCGUGUCGCUCGUCUUUCUGCUCAGCCUGCUGGCUUUCGUGGCCUUCAAGUGCCGCGGACGGACGGACGGCGCCCCGAUGAUCGCCGCCCACCCCGACGGGAGCUGGUCUUACUCCCAAGCCACUCAGCAGUAUGACGUGUGUUUGGGCUCGGACACGCUCAAGAGCGACCUGGUGCUCUUCCCCUCGCCCUUUCCGCCGGGGGAAGCGGAACUGAUCAGCAUUCACGGCGGGGACACCUUCGGCAGGACUCAGACUUUGCCUCAUAGCGAGAAGGUAGGCUGGCAAUGUUUUUGUCUUCCGAGGUUCUUUGUAUUUCUCGUCACGUGUUGAUGUCGUGCGCAUUCACGUGUCGCCAACAGUGCAACUCACAUGAAGCACGAAGUUCUCGUGGUCUUUUGAAAAGUGACUUUGAAGCCGUUGAAUUUCCGCAUUGCUUUCUGUCAAGCUGCUCGACUACGAAUCGCACCUGUGACCUCAUUUAUCGCGACGACAGCCCAUAAUCUUGACGUAACUUGUUCCGGGAAGGGAAAAGUGUGGAACGGUUCAAUUAUCGUGUGUUGUCAAUGUACGCUGUGGAACGAUGACACAAAUGUGACGCUGAGUACUUAACAUUUGAAUCUGUUGACAUCUACAAAGGUGACAUCCUUCGAUGAAAGAGUUUGUACCCGUUUACAUACAUGGCGGCUUUUACGCAUCACUCAGGAAGGUUUUUACGUGAACUACUACUAGCUUGUUGUCCGUGGUCCUGAAAAGGUGCUUUCUUUUCGACACAUCAUCAGGAUUGUGUACGUGAAUGAAUUUACAUCUUGAGAUGGACAGUCCCCUCCAAAAGUAUUGGAACAGACAUGAUUCAAUGAACUUCAAGCGAAUAACAUUCACUAUUUGUU